AUGACUAUCAGUCAUUUACACUUGAGUGUGAACAAGGUAAUAAAAUUUUACUGGUGGGAGAUCAAAGGGAAUCUUGUGUGUUUGAAUUUGGGGGUAGGAAACACAAGGCGCAACAGCCAAGGGAACCAGAGGAUGGAGCCUACAUUUACUGAGCGAGUACCAUUUACCUUGUGUGCCAAGUACCGUUUCCAUGGAGUAAAGCCAGUACCUGACAUUCGUGGGCACCUGGUACCUACUCUAGGUACUUGUGCUUGCUCCUUUCAUCCUCAUAGCAGCCCUUUUAUCUCCAUUUUUACAGGUGAGGAAACGGAGAGGUAA
Rangifer tarandus platyrhynchus (Svalbard reindeer) is the source of this 318-nucleotide messenger RNA. The record is from the annotation of a GenBank genome assembly. NCBI's taxonomy places the organism in Eukaryota, Metazoa, Chordata, Mammalia, Artiodactyla, Cervidae.